ACCUAAAGCUACACUUCCAAAUUUGAGAGAGAGAGGUAGUUGGAGAUGGGAAAGGUGAAGGUGGAACCUCAACAAUCCAAGAACACAAUAAAUCAUUUCAGUCACCCUCACCCUUUAGAGCUAAUCACUAAUCAAAAAUUUGUUUCAUCUUCCUCACAGCUAUGUUCAGGCUGCAAGAUUCAAGCCACUGGAUCAAUCUACACAUGCAGAUCUUGCAAUUUUUUCCUCCAUACUGAAUGUAGCCAAAUGCCUCAGCAAAUCACUCAUCCAUUUGACAAAGAACACCAUUUCAUUCUCCUCCAAAAACCCAUUUAUCCUGAAGGCAAUUUCAACUGUGAUGCAUGUGGGGAAAUAGGAGAUGGCUUCUCUUACCACUGCAAAACUUGUGGUACUGAACUUCACAUACUAUGUGCCAUUUUCCCAUUAUGUAUCACUCACUGGUCUCAUCAUCACCAGCUUGACCUUAAAUUUUCGCCUCCUUAUCCUGAUAAAUCAUCCUGUAGUGAUAUUUGCAAGAAUGUUGGAACCAAUCAUUGGCUUUAUAGAUGCCAAACUUGUGGUUUUGAUGCUCAUUUGAAUUGUACAAAGUUACAAGCUACACCACAUCAAACUAAUAUCCAUUACAACCCAACUACAAGUAGAUUUGCUCCUUAGCAGCAGCAAAAUUUUACUGGGAUAAAUCAUAUGAAUCAAGGGAUAACAAUGGACCUGCUUGUAUUGGGAAAAAACUGAGUCUGAAUAUUGAAGAUUACGUGUCAUGACACGUGGACUGGUCAAAAGGUCAAAACGCAAUAAAUAGCCAAGAGGCACGGGAGACAACAAAUAGGGGGAAGAAAACAACAUAGGUGUGGACCGUUACUCAAAUAGGUACGAGUCUCGUACCUAUUCGAGUCAUUUAAAGACCGAAGAUC
Nicotiana tabacum (common tobacco) is the source of this 911-nucleotide messenger RNA. RefSeq names its product protein VACUOLELESS GAMETOPHYTES-like. The record is from RefSeq and is a predicted model, not a curated record. NCBI's taxonomy places the organism in Eukaryota, Viridiplantae, Streptophyta, Magnoliopsida, Solanales, Solanaceae.